CUGUCUCUGUGUCUCUGUCUCUGUGUCUCUGUGUCUCUGUGUCUCUCUCUCUGUCUCUCUCUCUCUCUCUCUGUGUCUCUGUCUCUCAGCUACAAACAUGCUGUGGACGGUCUCUUCAGGGUCUUCAGAGAAGAGGGGGUGAGGAAGUUGUUCUCAGGAGCCACCAUGGCCUCCAGCAGAGGAGCUCUGGUCACCGUGGGACAGUUGGCAUGUUAUGACCAGGCUAAACAGCUGGUGCUGUCUUCAGGCUUCAUGGGCGAUAACAUCCUCACACACUUCCUGUCUAGCUUUAUCGCUGGAGGCUGUGCUACGUUCCUGUGUCAGCCUCUAGAUGUGAUGAAGACCAGGUUGAUGAACUCUAAAGGAGAAUACUCAGGUGUGAUACACUGUCUGAGAGUGACAGCUAAAGAGGGACCCAUGGCCUUCUACAAGGGUCUUGUUCCUGCAGGGAUCCGUCUGAUUCCUCACACGGUGCUCACCUUCAUCUUCCUAGAGCAGCUCAAGAACAACUUCGGCAUUGUCAUCAUCUCCUGAGCACGCUCCAUGACCUACGACCUUUAACCUCUAACCCCCUGUCCCCUGCAAACGUCAACCAAUCCCCUGUCACUGCCACGGUGCCACACCCCCCCAUGGCCCUGCGCUGUCCAAUUACACAGAGAGGUGGUUGUAGGGAUGGAAUGGAAUGUCUGCUAUGCUAUCCUCCCCAGCCCUCUUUCACCUGCUCUGGAAAUCAACCAAUCACCCGGGGAAAAGACUACGAAGGAACUGCCUACACCUGCACCAUCACAGCCUUGUCCACAGGAAGAGUUGUCAUAGUAACACCAGUCAAACCCUGCUGUGACAUCAUCUUCAUGUCUCUGUCAUCAUCAAUAGUGCCAUUCUCAAUUGGGUCUGCGCCUCAAAUCAUACACUAUUCCCUAUGUAGUGCAUUACUUAUGACCCUUAAUCUGUAGUGCACUUAACAUGUAGCUCUGGUCAGAAGUAGUGCACUACGUAGGGAACAUAGUGUCACCUGAGUUCACUCCCUAAACGGUGUUGAUGUGUUUAUACUGUAACCUUCCACCAUCAUCAUCAUGUAUGUAUCACCCAAACCUGUUCCAUUCCACACCACACCAGUCCUCAUGUAUGUACUAGCAGUGUACUAGCUGUAGUAGUAUGUAUUACUAGUUGUAGUAGUAUGUAUUACUAGCAGUGUACUAGCUGUAGUAGUAUGUAUUACUAGCAGUGUACUAGCUGUAGUAGUAUGUAUUACUAGCAGUGUACUAGCUGUAGUAGUAUGUAUUACUAGUUGUAGUAGUAUGUAUUACUAGCAGUGUACUAGCUGUAGUAGUAUGUAUUACUAGCUGUAGUAGUAUGUAUUACAAGCAGUGUAGUAGUAUGUAUUACAAGCAGUGUAGUAGCUGUAGUAGUAUGUAUUACUAGCAGUGUAGUAGUAUUAUUACUAGCAGUGUAGUAGUAUGUAUUACUAGCAGUGUAGUAGCUGUAGUAGUGUGUAUUACUGAAAACAUCUCAGAUACUGUCACAUCGGGGGGUGACGGUGACAACGGGCCCUCUUCCUGUUCAUCACACUGUAACAGCGGCAGGUAGCCUCGCGGUGAAGAGCGUCGGGCCAGUAACCCGAAAGGUUGCCCUGUCGAAUCCCCGAGCUGACUAGGUAAUACAUCUGUUGAUGUGCCCUCGAGCAAGGAAGACACUUAACCCUAAUGGCUCUGGAUAAGAGCGUAAAUGACUCAAAUGGCCAUGUACUGUGACAGGUCUGUGCUAUUCCUGUUCAUAGGUGAUGCUUAUUACUGUGACAGGUCAGUGCUAUUCCUGUUCAUAAGUGAUGCUUAUUACUGUGACAGGAGAUCAGUGCUAUUCCUGUUCAUAAGUGAUGCUUAUUACUGUGAUAGAUCAGUGCUAUUCCUGUUCAUAAGUGAUGCUUAUUACUGUGACAGGUCAGUGCUAUUCCUGUUCAUAGGUGAUGCUUAUUACUGUGAUAGAUCAGUGCUAUUCCUGUUCAUAAGUGAUGCUUAUUACUGUGAUAGAUCAGUGCUAUUCCUGUUCAUAGGUGAUGCGUAUUACUAUAACAGGAGAUCAGUGCUAUAACUAUAAUCUCAUGUUAUCAUCAUCUCGGAGACAUCUGUGAGUGGCAUUGGGUGACAUAGGGUCCUAUUCCUGCCUAUAAGGGAUGCUGCAUAACAGGUUAUAAUGCCAUAAACCCCAUGGCUAUAAAGCCAUCACAUGCUUACAGACAAAGGUACGACACAGAAGAAGUUGCCCCUAGGCACUGAUUCUGGGUCAGACAUUAGUUGCAUCCCCUACCUGUUGGGGCUAGGUGAUCUGAUCCUAGAUCUGUGGUUAGGGACAACGGUAGAAAUUCCCACCAAGGGCAAUGUGACGAGGAGAUAUAACUGGACAGAGAUGAGAGACGUAUAGUGGAUAGGUCCCCUAUAGGGGAUCAAUCAGAGAUACUGUGAGUUAGAGAGAGAUACUGUUUACUGGGACCUGGAUUAAACUGCUGUCUUUAAGGCACUUUAUUAAACACACACAAACACACAGGUGCACUCAAACACACACAUAAGCACACUCAUCUAAGACAGACAAACCCUACAGGUAACUUUAGGCAGUUAUCUGUAUGUAAAUAGGGCCGUUUGGGGGACACACCCCCACAGUGAGUUCCAGUGAGUCAGGAUGCCUUUCACUCUGUGGCCUCCAGGGGGCAGCAUGGUACUGUGUGUGUUUGGGAGUCAUUAUGAAUGAGUAACAUGAUUAUUAACAGACACUUAUGUCUCUGUGUGACUGAGAGAGGAUUCAUUCAUAAAUCCUACUGUGAGGUUGUGUGCGUGCUUGUGAGUGUGUGUUUCAGUUAAUUGUUUUGACUGUAUUUGAUGGGCCAUUAUUAAAGAGUGGUAUUGGGAACCACCCCUUGUACACAUGCACACACACACACACACACACAAUCUCUAGGAAUGGAAAUGAGAUUGUAGGACCCAGCUCUGUGCGGCUGUACAUGUAUGGGUCUGUAUUUUGUAGAUUGUUUUUUUGAAUUAAAAUACUAAUAAUUAAUAACUGUCA
Oncorhynchus keta (chum salmon) is the source of this 3057-nucleotide messenger RNA. Its product is annotated as mitochondrial dicarboxylate carrier-like. Lineage: Eukaryota; Metazoa; Chordata; Actinopteri; Salmoniformes; Salmonidae. The transcript has 9 exons. The coding region runs from base 166 to 534 and encodes 122 amino acids. Gene Ontology annotation, molecular function: malate transmembrane transporter activity; thiosulfate transmembrane transporter activity; succinate transmembrane transporter activity. The record is from RefSeq and is a predicted model, not a curated record. Gene Ontology annotation, biological process: thiosulfate transport; phosphate ion transmembrane transport; succinate transmembrane transport.